Messenger RNA from Prorocentrum cordatum, 2822 nucleotides. The record is from the annotation of a GenBank genome assembly. NCBI's taxonomy places the organism in Eukaryota, Dinophyceae, Prorocentrales, Prorocentraceae.
GGAGGAGUGCCCGGGUUCUGAAUCUGAGUGGGCCUGGAUGCUUUUGGCUCAAGGCCGCUCGCGGCGCAGGCCCAGCACGAUUUUCCAUGCAUUCACGUCAACAAACAGUUUCAAUACUCACAAUCAUUCCACGGUCAAUACCAUGUUCAAUUUGAACAACGUUCUACGUAAGCCAAUCGUCAGAAGCUUCAUUCCUCUUGCGGUCAUCGUCUCCGUUGCCACGGUUGUCGACCUCCUGGCGUCGACAAGUGCAGCCGAACGAAGGAGCGAGGCCACUGGCGAAGACGACACCUUUUUGCUGCAGACCUUCACGGGCUCCUUCGCCGGCGCCUCCGGCGACGCCGCCCUCGCGAGGGGCUCCGCGGGGCUCUGGGAGGCCGCGGCUGUCGCCGUGCUGCUCCCGCUCUUCGAGGUGGCCACCCGCGCAGGGGCUGGGGCGGGGCAGAAGCCCGCGCGGGGCAAGCAGAGCAGCGGGCGCGCGCGCGCCACGCCGCUCGGCGGCGGCGGCCCGGCGGCCGCGGCACGUGGGCGCCCCGCGCCCCCGCCGCCUGGGGGCGCCGCCGCGGGCGCGCCCGCGGGAGCGCUCGCGGGCGGCCCGUGCGGCAGGCUGCACGCGGCGGUGAGGGCGGGGGAUCUGGCGCAGGCGGAGGCGAUCGCCCGGCAGGUUGGGGCCGCGGGGCAGCAGCUGUCGGUCGUCACCUACGGCGCGCUGAUCAACGCCCACGCGAAGGCCGGCGACGCGGCGGGCGCGGAGCGGUGGCUCACGAAGCUCAUAGGCGCGGGGCUGGGCAAGCCCAACACCAUCUGCGUCAACAUCGCCAUCAGCGCGUGCGCCAAGGCCGGCGACCUCGCGCAUGCCGAGGAUUGGCUCACGAAGAUGCCCUCGCUCGGCGUGGAGCCCGACCAGAUGAGCUUCAACGCGGUGAUCGAUGCCUGCGCGCGCGCGGGCGACGCCGACCGGGCGGAGAAGUGGCUCAGCGUGAUGUCGCAGGCCGGGGCGGAGCCGAACGUCAUCAGCUACAGCUCCCUCGUGCACGCGUGUGCCAAGUCGGGCGACAUGGGCCGGGCGGAGUCCUGGCUCGCGCGGAUGGAGAAGGAAGGCGUCACGCCCAACGUGAUCUGCUACAACGCGGUCAUCCACGCCUGCGCAAAGGCUGGUGACUGCGGGCGGGCGUCCUGGUGGAUCGACCGGAUGGUGGCCCAGGGUGUACAGCCUACGGUGAACACAUACACCUCGGUGAUGGACUCGCUGGCCAAGGCUGGCGACAUCGAGGCCGCGGAGAGGUGGCUCACGCGCAUGCUCCGCGAGGGCGUCGAGGCCGACGUGGUGUGCUACAACAUGCUGCUGGGCGCCUGCAACCGUUGCGGCGACAGCCAGCGUGCCCUCGCGUGGUUCAAGAAGAUGCGCGAGCGCGACGUCCAGCCCAACACUGUUUGCUUCAAUCUGUUGAUCAACGUUUUUGCCCGCAACGGCGACGUCGACAGCGCUUCGGAGUGCCUGCGGCAGAUGAAGGAGUGCGGCGUGGUCCCCGACUCUGUGAGCUUCAAUACGGUCAUCAAGGCCUGCACGCACAACGCCGACAUCGACGGGGCUGCACGGUGGUUUCAAGAGAUGAAGCACUCAGGAGUGAAGCCAGACGUCUUUACCUACAACGCCCUUAUUGCCACAGGUGCUCGCGCGAAGGACCCGCUGUGCGCGGAGCGCUGGCUGAGUCUCAUGUUGCAGAUGGGCGUCGAGCCCGACGUGGUGAGCUACAGCACCUGCAUCGACGCCUGCUCCCGCGCAGGCGAGGUCAUUCGGGCCCAGAAGUGGCUCGUGGCAAUGGAGGAGGUCGGCCUGCAUCCGAGUGCCAAGCUCUACGGCACCUUGAUCCACGCCGUGGCCAAGCAGAGCGACUGUGUGCGGGCGGAGGGCCUGAUCCAGAGGAUGCACUCCAAAGGCCUGGAGGCCAGCGGCUCCAUGUACAAUGCCCUGAUCAGUGCUUGCGCCAAGCGAGGCGACGUCGAUCGCGCGGAAAAGUGGCUGAACUUCAUGACCGAGGCCAGCGUACCAGUGGACGUGGUCACGUAUUCGACAGUGAUCCAUGCGUGUGCCAAGUCUAGUGAUCUCACUCGUGCAGAACAGUGGAUGGAGCGCAUGCGCAAGGCUGGAGUCGAGGGCAACAGCGUCACUUAUAACUCGAUCAUCAACGUCUGCGCCAGGGUUGGCGAUGCGGACCGAGCCGAGGCGUGGCUGGCGCAGAUGGAGAAGGCAGGCCUCAGCCCAGGGGUUCUCACAUACAACUCGGUGAUCAACGCGUGCGCCAAGGCCGGCGACGCUGCCCGCGCCGAGUCCUGGCUCCCGCGCAUGCUGGCCGAGGGCGCGCAGCCAGACUGUGUGAGCUACAGUACCGUCAUUCACGCGUGCGUGAAGUCUUCGAGGGACCAGAGGGCCGAGCACUGGCUGGCACAGAUGGGCGAGGCUGGCCUGACGCCCAGCGCGCUCUGCUACGAAUGGGUCAUCCAGGCGUGCGUGCAGGCUGGCAACCUGGACGGGGCCGAGCGCUGGCUGUCGGCGGCGCUGAAGACGGCCGACCUGAGCGCCCUCACCUUCACCAGGGUCAUCAACAGGUGCCUUCAAAGCGCGGAGCCGCGCAGGGCGCAGCGCUGGGCCGCGGAGCUGGAGCGCCGCAGCCUCGGCCCGCGGCCGCCCGCCCCCGCGGCAGGCCUCCGCCGCGACGCCGCGGCGCCCGUCGCCGCGUGAGCGGCCAGGGCGCGCUGCGCUCGGCCGCGGCUUCGGCCACGGGCCGCUCGCAGGGGGAGGGUUUCGCGGAGGGGAGGAG